Messenger RNA from Bacidia gigantensis, 762 nucleotides. RefSeq lists its product as uncharacterized. Gene Ontology annotation, molecular function: protoporphyrin ferrochelatase activity; precorrin-2 dehydrogenase activity. The transcript has 2 exons. NCBI's taxonomy places the organism in Eukaryota, Fungi, Ascomycota, Lecanoromycetes, Lecanorales, Ramalinaceae. Bases 1 to 762 code for a protein of 253 amino acids. Gene Ontology annotation, biological process: siroheme biosynthetic process. The record is from RefSeq and is a predicted model, not a curated record.
AUGGUGAAAGAACAACACUUUCCAGCUGUGCAAGCUGGCGCCUCUCUAAUAAUAGCAUAUCAGAUCAAGCAUAAGGCAGUACUUGUGGUUGGAGGCGGCGAGGUUGCCGCCGGACGGAUACUUAACCUCUUGAACGCUGACGCUAAUGUUACCGUCAUCUCACCCAGAGAAGGCCUCAAUCCUGAAGUUGCCUACCGAGUUGAACAAAAACAAGUCACCUAUCACGACCGUAAAUUUGAACCAUCAGACCUUGAUAACGUCGACAUCGUGUUGACCGCCAUUGACGAUCCGGAAGCAUCUACGCAGAUCUGGAAAAUGUGUAAAGAGCGAAGGAUAGUUGCCAACAUUGCUGAUGUCCCCAAAGAAUGUGAUUUCUACUUUGGCUCCGUGCACCGUGAUGGUCCUUUGCAGAUAAUGAUCAGCACCAAUGGAUAUGGACCGAAAAUGGCGAGUAUGAUCAGGCAGUAUAUAGCUAGUAUGCUGCCUGCGUACACCGGGGACGCGAUUAAGAAGAUUGGAAUGCUCAGAGGUAAAUUGAGGGAGGUGGCGCCGAAGCCCGAAGAGGGGCCCAAGAGAAUGCAGUGGAUCAGCAAAUUAUGCGAGCAAUGUUCACUUGAGGACCUUGUGAGAAAAACGAGAGGGCUGAAUGAAUUUGACGUCGACCGAUUGCUGGCCUCUUACAGCUCAGGGGAAAUUCCCUCACUAGAUGACGAUGAUGUUGAAUCUCUUCCUUUCGAUGGCAGUUUUGGAUGGUCAAUAUGA